UACUAACCACCCCAAUCACGUGCACACGUAAUCAAAGAACCAAGUGGUAUUUCACAGCGGUAAUCUCACCGGCGUGUGAUUCAACUCAACCUCGUCGUCCCUCCCAAACUCCAUUGAUGCACCGCCAUGCUCGUCGCCCUCCCAUCUCCUCCUCCUCCUCCUCUUCCUCUUCUCUCCUCUUCAUCCUCUCUCCGAUCACGAUCUUCCUCUCAUCUCCAUGAUCUCAACCUCUUGAUCCGAAACCGCAAAGCCCUAGUUCGCCGCCGGGGUUGCCGUGCUGAGCUUGCUCACGACGCACCAUUCGUCGCCGCGAUCGGGGCUUGUGUUUUGACCUCUCUUGUAUCUCCUAUCCCGUCCCGAAGCUCUGAAGAUCCGGAUGAUGGUGGCGGCGCUAUGGAUGCCACUGAUACGAGGUUUGCUGUUAUGGGUAUCGUUAGCUUCAUCCCUUACUUCAAUUGGCUGGCUUGGGUGUUUGCUUGGCUUGAUAGCGGGAGGCAGAGAUAUCUCAUCUACUCCAUUGUGUACUUGGCUCCCUAUUUGAGGACUAACCUUUCGCUUUCGCCCGAAGAAAGCUGGUUGCCUAUUGCCAGCAUAGUAUUCUGCAUACUUCAUGUUCAGCUGGAAGCAAGCAUUAGAAAUGGAGAUAUCAAGGGAUUCCAAUUUUUUCAUGAAAUUCAAAACCUGCUUUCUCCCAGAUCAAUGAAGAAAGAAAACCUCUUUAAGAGUUCCCAGAAAUUCACAAAGGAAAAAAAAGAGGAAAAGGAAGAGCUACCUUUUGCUGAUGCACCAAGAAAUAAGUUCCAUGAAAGGGGAAGACCUUUCAAUGAUGCUCAACAUAAGGAUGGAGAUCCUAGUGCUGAUGAGGAUAAGAGAUCGGAUUAGACAAGCUUGUUAAGCCUGCGGUAAUUAUCAAGCUAAUCGGUAUUUACUUAUUCACUGGAUAUAGGUAGUUUUCUGGAAUUGGUAAUUACUAUCAGUAAGUAGAGUCUUCUUCUCAACAACUUUCAAUGACAAAGCUGGGAUUGCUUGUCAUUAGUUAUGCACAGAGGUCACAGGUUUAGUUUUAAGUGUUUACAAAGGAGUGCUUUCUUAUAUGAUUAUUAUGAAAAUUUCUGGAUGCCCUAUUUUACUGAAACUUCAAAUGAGAGUUGCUUUUAACCUUGAAGAGGGAAUGAGAUUAGUUUUCAGCAUUAUUUUUUUA
This is a messenger RNA of Dioscorea cayenensis subsp. rotundata (Guinea yam), 1201 nucleotides long. RefSeq lists its product as uncharacterized. The transcript has 5 exons. Lineage: Eukaryota; Viridiplantae; Streptophyta; Magnoliopsida; Dioscoreales; Dioscoreaceae. The coding region runs from base 127 to 882 and encodes 251 amino acids. The record is from RefSeq and is a predicted model, not a curated record.